GUUAUGUUGUAGAUGGAUAAGAAGACCAAGGCUGUAAUUUGCGCUGCUGCUGCACACAUGUUGUUAUCAAUGGUGGCCGUGAUUAUUCAGUCUAGAAAACGUAAACGGGGUGAAAGGACUGCUGGUAUUACCUAUGGGCCUAUGGAGGAAAGGGAUAGGAUGAGAAUAGAAUACCUAAACAAUAAAAUUUGGAGGGAUGACACAGUUUGUGUGAACAUGUUAAGAUUUAAUAGAGACAAAUUCUUUCGGUUGUGCAGUCUUUUUAGAGAUCGUGGUUUGCUUAAAGAUACCAUUCACGUGUGUGUUGAGCAACAAGUGGGCAUGUUUCUAAAUACAGUGGGACACAACCUUAGGAAUAGGUUAGUUGGAACUAAUUUUGAUAGAUCGGGAGAAACAGUUAGCCGUUAUUUCAACAAAGUACUCCAUGCUAUUGGUCAGUUACGGGGGGAAUUAAUUAAACCCCCAUCCUUGGACACUCCAAGCAAAAUUGCAGGGAACUACAGAUGGGAUCCAUACUUUAAGGAUUGUAUUGGAGCAAUUGAUGGUACACAUGUAAGAGCAUCUGUUCCUAAGUAUAUUGAGAAUUCAUUUCGUGGUAGGAAGUCUCAUGCCACACAAAAUAUUAUGGCAGCCGUUGAUUUUGAUCUACGAUUCACUUAUGUCUUGGCUGGUUGGGAGGGGGCAGCACACGAUGCUCUAGUUUUACGAGAUGCUUUAGAAUGCGAGAAUGGUCUUCGUGUUCCACAAGGCAAUGGAUGCAGCUGA
This is a messenger RNA of Panicum virgatum (switchgrass), 765 nucleotides long. Its product is annotated as protein ALP1-like. The transcript is spliced from 3 exons. The coding region runs from base 13 to 765 and encodes 250 amino acids. Lineage: Eukaryota; Viridiplantae; Streptophyta; Magnoliopsida; Poales; Poaceae. The record is from RefSeq and is a predicted model, not a curated record.